UCCAUGUACUUGAGUUUUCCAUAUUUCAUGAACACUCGCCUUUUACCACAUUUUGUAUGAACGGCAACAAAAACACUACUAAAAAUCUUGUUUUCCUAAUGUUCUACUAGUCUAGUUGUUUUAAACAUUUUUGCAUUCCUUAUUCUUCUUUUUUGUUAUACCUUUUUGCAUUCAGCGACGUUUUGGUUCAUUUACAUUUUUUUGCGUUUUCAUGAAGAAAUCAUCUGGCAGAGUUCAAAGUAGCUUCAAAUCCCAAAAAAUGGGGAAAAGAAAAGCUGGAAGUAUUCUGGACUUUUUUAAGAAAGCUGAUGCCUCUUCCAGCAUUUUGUUUAAAGAAGAAAUGGGCUCUUCAACUGGAAAAAAGGCAACUACUAAUUCUAAUGAAGCGACUCGCUCCACAAACCAAGAAACCGCUUCAUCAGCACACAAGAAGGAUGAUGAGAAUAUCGCGCAGAUACUGAAAGAGUUCAAUGAUCCAAGUUUUAUAAGUACUAACAGUUUUGCACCGAUGUGGGAAAAUGUUAACGAAGGAUGUAUUUUAGAAAAACAGUCUGAGGCUUUUCGACGCUUGUACGGUGAAAAAGAAGCUGAAGAAACCGUUUGUCCUAUUUGCGGAAUGGAUUUAAGUACACUUUCUAUAAGUGUUGACGUCCAUGUCAACGAUUGCUUGGAUGGUAAAACUAGCAUGAAACAGGUUACGAGCGAUACCGUUGAAGAAAGUACAACUGUUCAAGUGCGUAAAAAAAUGACAUCCUCUACGAGUAUCGUCUUGCGAAACAAAAAGCAACGCACCGUUCCACGUUACAAACUCAUGCCUUUCAACAUUCCGUUUGCCGUCGACGCAUUUAAAUAUGGAAAAAUAGACGGAGUGGAAGCGUACUUUUUAUCUCAUUUUCAUUCUGAUCAUUAUGGCGGACUUUCCUCCUCCUGGUGUCAUGGUCCUAUUUAUUGUUCGAGUGUUACAGGCCGUUUGCUGGAAAAUAUACUGCACGUUGACAAAAAGUACAUUAAGUGUCUGAGCGAAAAUGAACCGCACAAUGUCUAUGGCGUUACUGUCUUCGUCAUUCCUGCAAACCAUUGUCCUGGCUCAAGCAUUUUCCUCUUUGAAACAAUUCACAGCGAAGGAACGAAACGUGUGCUGCACACUGGAGACUUCCGAGCGUGCAGAGCACACAUUGAACAUCCUCUACUGCGUGACAAGCACAUACAUCGGCUAUACCUAGACACUACUUAUCUUGAUCCCAAGUACAUGCUGCCAGCCCAAUCUGAGGUUGUAAACGCCUGUGCUGAAAAGUGUCGUUUGUUGCAAGAAGCAGAUGCUUCACGAUUGCUUGUGGUUGUUAGCACUUACAGCAUUGGAAAAGAAAAAGUUGCCGUCGCCAUAGCGAAAGCCCUGAAAACGCUCAUAUAUGUAGAUGACAGGAAACGCAAAAUUCUCGACCAGCUCGAAGAUGAAGAGCUCCAGCAAUUACUGACGGACGAUCCAAAUACUGCAUCAGUUCAUAUGGCAACAAUGAUGCAAACACAUCCUGAAGCUCUUUCUGACUAUCUGAAUAAGCGAAGGCCGACGUUCGAUAGAAUCGUCAGCUUUCGUGUUACCGGUUGGGAAUAUAGACCUAAAGGCAAAAAGCUCAGUGUCGUUAGCAACUUAAACUCUAUACUCACAUCUCCUCCUGCACCGUUUGGACCCAGAGAUUUGCGAAUGGCCCGGGGUAGCAGUCCCUCGUGCGUUUCGUUUCUCGCCCCGUAUAGCGAACAUUCAAGCUUCUACGACCUGUCUGUCUUUUGUUCUGCUCUGGAUGUUGAUGUUAUUAUUCCUACUGUUAAUCUAUAUGACCAGGCAUCCCGAAGGAGAAUGAACGUCUGGAUAGGUCGCUGGAAUGGACGACGCAAAAAACACGGAGUUCUUUCAAUAGACGAUUUGAAAUGGUAACUGAUACAUAUAUAUAUUAAUAGUAAUAAUGAUAUAACAAUAAUAAUGAUGGUAACGAUUUUAAUUCCGCGAAGGGAAAGGAACAA
Messenger RNA from Schizosaccharomyces japonicus yFS275, 2019 nucleotides. RefSeq names its product DNA 5' exonuclease. Gene Ontology annotation, biological process: DNA repair; nucleotide-excision repair involved in interstrand cross-link repair. NCBI's taxonomy places the organism in Eukaryota, Fungi, Ascomycota, Schizosaccharomycetes, Schizosaccharomycetales, Schizosaccharomycetaceae. The transcript has a single exon. The record is from RefSeq and is a predicted model, not a curated record. Gene Ontology annotation, cellular component: nucleus. The coding region runs from base 212 to 1933 and encodes 573 amino acids.